This is a messenger RNA of Habropoda laboriosa, 1465 nucleotides long. RefSeq names its product ero1-like protein (gene Ero1L). Gene Ontology annotation, molecular function: FAD binding; thiol oxidase activity; protein-disulfide reductase activity. NCBI's taxonomy places the organism in Eukaryota, Metazoa, Arthropoda, Insecta, Hymenoptera, Apidae. Gene Ontology annotation, biological process: protein folding in endoplasmic reticulum. Gene Ontology annotation, cellular component: endoplasmic reticulum; endoplasmic reticulum membrane. Bases 1 to 1413 code for a protein of 470 amino acids. The record is from RefSeq and is a predicted model, not a curated record. The transcript has 8 exons.
AUGGGAAAUAAAUCCAGUGAAAAUAUGUAUUUCAGUAUUUUAAUAUUACUUACGGUGGUUUUACCUUCUGUUGUAUAUUGCAAUUAUUUUGGAACGAAUAACAAAAAGAACGAUCAAUGUUUCUGCAAGUUGAAAGGGUCAAUCGAUGACUGCAGUUGCAGUGUGGACACAGUGGAUUACUUCAAUAAUAUGAAAGUUUAUCCAAGACUCCAGAGCCUUCUAGUCAGAGAUUAUUUUCGUUUCUACAAAGUAAAUUUAAAACAAAAAUGUCCUUUUUGGACUGAUGAUAGUAAAUGUGCUAUGAGAUAUUGUCUUGUACAACCUUGUCAAGAUGAAGACAUUCCAGAUGGUUUAAAAGGAGAUAUGCUGAGGAAUAUUCAUUUUAACGAAAGUCCUGUGGAUAAAUAUAAAGUCAGAGGAGAGUUUGAUGAAUGCUUACAUAGUGCUAAAGACCAUAAUAGAGAACUCGGUUACUUAAAUACGACAAUUAGUUUAGAAAACUAUAAAGAUUUUGAAUUGUGGCGGCAAUACGACGAUGCUCAAGAUAAUUUUUGUGUAAAAGAAUCUAGUCCUGGUGAAUAUGUAGAUCUUUUGCUAAAUCCUGAGAGAUAUACAGGCUAUAAAGGACGUAGUGCACACAGGAUAUGGCGCAGUAUUUAUAUGGAAAAUUGUUUCAGACCUGAAAAUUCACCGCAUAAUUUUAUUCAGUCUUCAAAAAUAAACGGAAUGUGUUUGGAGAAGAGAGUUUUCUACCGUGUUAUAUCAGGCCUUCAUGCUAGCAUUAAUAUUCACUUGUGUUCAAAAUAUUUAUUAUCAUCGAAAGAUACUUUAGCAAUAGUACCCAGUGGUCAGUGGGGUCCUAAUUUAGAAGAAUUUCAAAAAAGAUUUUCACCAGAGGAAACUGGAGGUGAAGCUCCAAAUUGGUUGAAAAAUUUAUAUUUUACUUAUUUGCUUGAAUUAAGAGCUUUGGCUAAAGCUGCACCAUAUCUAGAAAGAGAAGAAUAUUAUACCGGUAAUAAAGUACAAGAUAAGGAUACCCGUGUGGCAAUAAACGAUGUUCUAACUGUUGUUAAAUCAUUUCCUGAACACUUUAACGAAAGCGUCAUGUUUACCGGUGGAACUGAGGCUCAAUUGCUAAAGGAACAAUUUAGACAACACUUUAGAAAUAUAUCUCGUAUUAUGGAUUGUGUGGGGUGCGAUAAAUGUAAACUUUGGGGAAAACUACAAAUACACGGUUUGGGUACAGCGUUAAAAAUUUUAUUUUCGGGAAAAUUCGACAAGUGGGAACCAACACUGAAUAAUUUUAGUCGGAAGUUCUUAGAAAGGAGCGAAAUUGUUGCUCUUGUAAAUAGUUUUGGAAGAUUGUCAGAAAGUAUCUUCGAGUUGGAUAAAUUUAGACAAAUGACGAGAUAGCAGAAUGUUACCUCGUAAUUAGACGAUUAAGUUAAUAAAGUAAAAAAGAACA